AUGAGUUUUGUUUACGGGGAGAUUAAAGUUGCUAAAGAAGAAAUUAUCACAUCAUUGGGCGGUAACGAGAAAGCUUACAAGCCUAUUAUAGAUAUCAGAAACAAAAAGAUGAAAGGUCGUCUAGAUUCAAGUUUACAUUUAACGUCUUAUCUUUUGAAUCCAUAUUAUCAUUAUAAGGAUCCACAACUCCAAUAUGAUCCCGAUAUAAUGAAUCUGGUUCUUGAUUUUUUUGAUACAUUACUUUGUGACAAUUUUGAGAUGCAAAGGCAAGUUGUAACAAUUGACUUGCCAAAGUACAAAAAAAAAGUUGAUAGACUUGGUUGUGAUCUUGCAAUUAAAAAUUGUAGGGUGAAUGAUGUCGAGUUUGAUCCGGCUAGUUGGUGGGGAGUAUUUGGUGGCACAACUCCUCAUUUGACAAAGAUUGCAAUGAGGAUUCUUUAUUUGACUAGUAGUUCAUUGGGUUGUGAAAGGAAUUGGAGCACGUUUGAAGGGGUACAUAACAAAAAACGAAAUAGAUUGGAGGCAAGCAAAUUGAACAAUUUGUUCUAUGUUCAAUUCAAUGCUAAUUUAAUGGAAAAAAACCAAAAGUGA
Lactuca sativa (garden lettuce) is the source of this 591-nucleotide messenger RNA. RefSeq lists its product as uncharacterized. The record is from RefSeq and is a predicted model, not a curated record. Gene Ontology annotation, molecular function: protein dimerization activity. Lineage: Eukaryota; Viridiplantae; Streptophyta; Magnoliopsida; Asterales; Asteraceae.